Caretta caretta (loggerhead turtle) is the source of this 5419-nucleotide messenger RNA. It is a transcript of the gene MCM8, whose product is annotated as minichromosome maintenance 8 homologous recombination repair factor. Gene Ontology annotation, cellular component: MCM complex; nucleus. Gene Ontology annotation, biological process: double-strand break repair via homologous recombination. Gene Ontology annotation, molecular function: single-stranded DNA binding; ATP hydrolysis activity; single-stranded DNA helicase activity. Lineage: Eukaryota; Metazoa; Chordata; Testudines; Cheloniidae. The record is from RefSeq and is a predicted model, not a curated record.
GGUUGGUUCGGAGCCUUGGGGCCGCACUCGGGCUCCUUUCUUCCUGGGCAAAGAUGGGGGCUAGCCUCGGGUGCUAACAGGCCUGGCCUGCACCUAAAUCUAGCUACCUUGCUGGGAGCCGUGAAAAAGCCUGUGCCCUGAGCACUGUGAUCAGUCCCACCUCACCCCCUUGUGUGGACACAGCUGGGGCGGAUGAUUCUUCCCUUGACCCAGCAACUGCCAGAGAGGUGUAACAAAGCAUCUGGGUAAAUAUUCUUAGGGAUUAAAGGAGAAGUAGUGACGAGGCAUCUACAAGUAAUGGCCGUGUGAUAAGAAAACCGGUUAGUAAAUGUUCCUGUAUGACAACUUUCCUGUCCAUGAUUCAGUCACAUGGUAACAUGAGUAACGAAUUAAGAGGUAAAGGGUCUGGACGAGGAAGAGGUGGCUUUCAAGGCUGGAGAGGAAGAUGGCGAGGAAGAGGAGAUGGAGGAAGAGACUGGAAAAGAAACACUGGAAAGUCUGAGUCUGCACAACCUCGAUUAAUUCAGUCCACACUGGACCAGAUUACUCCGUAUAAAGGCUGGAAGCUUUAUUUCUCUGAAGCGUUUGAUGACAGCUCUCCUUUUGUCCAGAAGAUUCAAGCAUUUGAAAAGUUUUUUACACGUCACAUUGAACUUUAUGAUAAGGAUGAAAUAGAAAGAAAAGGGAGUAUUCUUGUGGAUUACAAAGAGCUGAUACAAGAUAAAGAGUUAAUUGAAUUGAUACCAAGUAUAUCUACUGAUAUAAGGGAUAUGCCUCAGAAAAUAUUGGACUGCAUGGGUUUGGCAAUACAUCAGGUAUUAACUAAGGACCUGGAAAGGUAUGCAGCUGAACUUCAGGAACAAGAAGGAUUACCAAUUGAUGAAGAACCUAUAAUAAAUGUGCCACAUAUUCAUGCAAGGGUGUACAACUAUGACCCGUUGACUCAACUGAAGAAUGUUCGGGCUAAUUGUUAUGGGAAGUAUGUUGCCCUGCGUGGCACUGUCGUGCGUGUCAGCAACAUUAAGCCUCUAUGCACCAAGAUGGCCUUUAUAUGCAGCACAUGUGGGUAUAUUCAGAGUUUUCCUCUGCCUGAUGGAAAAUAUUCCCUUCCCACAAAGUGUCCUCUGCCUGAGUGCCAUGGACGAUCGUUCGCCGCAGAUAGAAGCUCUCCUUUAACAAUUACGGUGGACUGGCAGUCUAUUAAGGUUCAGGAACUCAUGUCAGAUGAUCAGCGAGAAGCAGGUCGAAUUCCUCGCACAAUAGAAUGUGAGCUGAUUCAGGAUCUCGUAGACAGCUGUGUCCCAGGAGAUAUGGUCACGAUCACAGGAAUUGUUAAGGUGUCAAACACCGAAGAAGGAGCAUCUAGAAACAAAAAUGACAAAUGUAUGUUCCUGUUGUACAUUGAGGCAAACUCCAUCAGCAACGGUAAAGGACAAAAAGUAAUGAAUUCUGAAGAUGGGACUAAUCACCGAGUAUGCAUGGAGUUUUCACUUAAAGAUCUUUAUGCUGUUCAAGAGAUUCAAGCUGAGGAAAAUCUUUUCAAGCUAAUUGUCAACUCACUUUGUCCUACUAUCUAUGGCCAUGAGAUUGUAAAGGCAGGUUUGGCACUGGCAUUGUUUGGAGGAUGCCAAAAAUAUGUGGAUGACAAAAACAGAAUUCCAGUGCGAGGAGACCCUCAUCUUCUGGUGGUUGGAGAUCCUGGAUUAGGAAAGAGUCAAAUGUUGCAAGCAGUUUGCAAUAUUGCUCCUCGCGGUGUGUAUGUUUGUGGCAACACCACCACCACCUCUGGGUUGACUGUGACUCUGUCUAGAGAUAGUACCUCUGGGGAUUUUGCUUUGGAAGCUGGUGCUCUGGUGCUUGGAGAUCAAGGUAUUUGUGGAAUAGAUGAAUUUGAUAAGAUGGGAAGCCAACACCAAGCUUUGCUGGAAGCCAUGGAACAGCAAAGUAUCAGCCUUGCUAAGGCUGGCAUUGUUUGCAGCUUGCCAGCUAGGACAUCUAUCAUUGCUGCAGCAAAUCCAGUUGGGGGACAUUAUAACAAAGCCAAAACGGUCUCUGAGAAUUUAAAAAUGGGGAGUGCCUUAUUGUCCAGGUUUGACUUGGUAUUUAUCCUGCUGGACACUCCGAAUGAAGAUCAUGACCAUUUGCUUUCUGAGCAUGUGAUGGCAAUGCGAGCUGGAAAACGGGCAGUACACAGCAGCGCGGUAGUGACUCGCACCAACACACAGGAUUCAAACACCUCCAUCCUUGAAGCAGUCUCAGCUAAACCAUUAUCAGAAAAAUUAAAGGUCAUGCCUGGAGAAAAUUUUGAUGCCAUUCCACACCAGCUAUUGAGGAAGUAUGUGGGAUAUGCUCGGCAGUAUGUCCACCCCAAGUUAUCUCCAGAAGCUGCUCAGGUCCUCCAGGAAUUCUAUCUUGAGCUCCGGAAACAGAACCAAGGGGUGGACAGCGCACCUAUCACCACAAGGCAACUGGAGUCGCUCAUUCGGCUUACAGAGGCACGAUCAAGGCUGGAAUUAAGGGAAAAAUCAACCAAAGAAGAUGCUAAGGAUGUAAUUGAAAUAAUGAAAUACAGCAUGCUAGGAACUUACUCUGAUGAGUUUGGGAAACUGGACUUUGAGCGUUCACAGCAUGGUUCUGGGAUGAGCAAUAGGUCACAAGCAAAGAGAUUUGUUUCUGCCCUCAACGAUAUUGCAGAAAGAACCUACAACAAUCUCUUUGCAUUUCAACAGCUUCGGCAGAUUGCAAAGGAGCUACAAAUAAAAGUAUCUGAUUUUGAAAGCUUUGUUGGCUCUUUAAAUGACCAGGGUUAUCUUUUGAAAAAAGGUCCAAGAGUUUAUCAGCUUCAAACUAUGUGAAGGAACCACCACAAUGAAAGCAAAUGUUCUUGAGGCACAGUAAUCAUAUUUGAAAUGGAAUAACUGGUGGACAUGUUGCACUAGGAGUCCAUUACCAUAUAACCUGCAGUCUACUAUGGAUAUUCCUAAAUAAAUGUUACAGAUGUCCGAAGCUUCUAUUAGCUGAGACAUGACACUCCCAGAAGAACUGCCCUUUUAAAAGCAAUACUUUCAGGAAUGAGGGACACUACCAUAUUUACUUCCAGAAGUGUUCUCAGAGAAGAUGAUAUUUCAUGCUGCCAUUUGGAAGUACUGUAGUUCAAAUAAGAGUUAUUUGAGAUGAGGCUCUCCAUCAUCAAAGAUAAUAGCAAGAGGAGAAUGGGUAUUUACAUUCAUCCUAUCAAAAGACAAUCAUAGAUUUUACUUUCAGUUCAAAUAACUCAAGAUGCCUGGUGUUACUUAAAAAUGAAUAGAAAUGUUACAGAAAGUAUUUUCUCAAUCAGAAAUGGUAAUAUUGAAAAGAUUUGAGAGUAACCCAGAUUUUAGUAGUGUAAUGAAAUCAAUUAAAUAGCUUUAGCACUAUUUUGAAAUGUGUUCAAGAAAUUGGUAGUUUUCAUGCUGAGGCUCCAUGCAGUGUAUAGUUUUAAGGAACGUGGUAGUUAACUGAAAGAAAUUAAUUUCUUUAUUUAAAGUUUCACUUUUGCAGCUUACUAUUUUAAAGAGCUAUAUACAGUACUUGAGAUUUUAUUUAAAAUGUCAGUAUGAAAAAAUCAAACUUUAGUUGUGCAUAUUAAAGAUAGAAGUGAAAUAGAAUGCAUUUAAUAUACAUUAAAAUCUAUAUUAAAGACAAAUUUGGGAUUCAGUCAACAAGUGACAUUAAAUACUUAAUAGCAUGGAAAUUUAAAGCAAUUUUGUCAUAAAAUAUAAUAUACAUUUUGUGCAUUAAUUUGUAGUAUUCCUGAUGUAUGUUAAACUGACUUAAACAAGGACAUCCCACAAAAGGGAGGUAAUAUAUGUAUAUAUAAGAUCUGCUGCUUUGAUGCCUGCUAAUCCAGUUUUUUUCCUAAAGUAAUUCCUCUUCCCAUAAUACAAAUGCAAGAUGGGGAACAUGUCUGAAAUGUUACAUAUUGAGGUCACUACGAAGAUGAUUAAGAUUUUAUCAGAAAGAUGUGAAUAUGAAGGCUUUCUGUUUUAAGACUUUGUUUCUGAUCUUUUCCAUCUUUGUUUUGAGGCAGAUUAUUACUUAUUUAAGAGGAAGCAUUGGUUUUUAAACAAAUUCAAUAAACUUUCCUCAACUUAUGUUUAAAGAAAAGUCUUGUGCCUCUGAAGUUUUGUGCCUUGAGAUGAAAUCCCAGUUUGAAAGAAAGAUUUAGGAUCCCCUCACCAGCAAACAGCUUAAAGCCCCAAUCCUGCAAAGGGACCCAGCUGAGCAGUUCCUUUACUACCAUGGGAAAUGAAUGCAAUUAUUUGUAGGUGUAAGGACUGUCCAUUAAGAACCCUUCUUAGGAUCAUGACCUAACAUCAAAAAGACAAAUGAGGGGUAAUUUUAAGUUAAAGCUCUUCAUUUAAAAAACAAAAUACCAACAUGUUUUUAUGACAUUUUAUUUGCUUGAAUCUAAAACUAGAAAUCCUGAUUGUUCUGAUUUUCUAUUUAUUGUGUAUGGCAGUUCCCUAGUACUAAAGAAUCCUUGUGCAGCAUGGCUACUGCAUUGACUAUCUAGUUCAAGAUUUGACUGAAGCCAUAUUUAAUCUUCAGUUACCAAAUACCUUAAAUAUUUUCUGGGUCUGUAUAAUGAAUCAGCUCAAAAAACUGCAAAAUUCUCUUUUCCAGUUUUCCAUACUGUGCUUUUUGUUUUGUUUUUUAUUUUUAGAGAUGCUACUUAUUGCUGUAGCAGCUAACCUAAAUGUACUGUAACUCUUCUGUAGCCUACCCUAUGAGCGAAUUGUCCCUACUGUAAUUCAGAAACCGAUUUUAUCAAAUGUGGAAUAGUUAACGAAGGGACAAAAACAGUAACCAUGAGUUCAUUAAAGGUUUGAUCUAAAGCCCCCUGCCGUCACCAGCCAGUAUAAUUGACAUCACUUAGAUUUGGAUUGCAUUCUUGUAAUUUUUCUUGGGCCCCUAGAACCCAGGCUUUUCCCCAUGAAAAGGCUAGUGUGGCACUUAAAGGUUUUUUUUUUUUUUUAACAUCGUAAGUUACUCCCCAUUGCUUCACUAUCAAAGCCCUUGCAUGUACCGGACCCCAUAUACCGCCUUGAAGAGUGAGACACCUCUGUUUGCAUGUUUUUGUCUUAAAAAGUAACAGCAGGGCCCUGAUAGGUAUAUUCACUCUUUAAGGGUGUCAUAAAUAUAAAGGGAAGGGUAAACCCCUUUGAAAUCCCUCCUGGCCAGGGGAAAGCUCCUCUCACCUGUAAAGGGUUAAGAAGCUAAAGGUAACCUCGCUGGCACCUGACCAAAAUGACCAAUGAGGAGACAAGAUACUUUCAAAGGCUGGGAGGAGGGAGAGAAACAAAGGGUCUGUGUCUGUCUGUAAUGACAGGUUUCAGAGGAACAGCCGUGUUAGUCUGUAUUCGCAAAAAGAAAAGGA